UGACUUUAAGAGAUUCGAAGCCGACAAUUCCCCUGGACUCUGUUUAUCUUCUCUCUCUAGAACUCUCUCUUUUCUCUCUCUCUUACCAAUUUACCAAACCUCAUCUCUCUCAUUCAAGUUUCUGGGAUUUCUCUAUUGUUUCGCUUGAGAUUACGCGCAUCCGAUCGUCGUAGAUCAAACGUUGGAUACAGUAGGCAAAAAAGUGAAAACAAUAAAAGAAGUCGCAUGAAUUUGUUUGGAGGCCUGAUCUUUUCAUCGUCAUUGAUUUCGAGCCACUUUACGACUUGUCUCCUCAUCUUCAUCCUUCAUUUUUCUCCUCAGCUUCCUUCUAAUAGUAAUAAUAAUAAUAAUAAUAAUAGUAAUCGUAAUUGUUUGAUCAAUUGAAAAUAAAAAAAAUCAUGGAGUCGAGGAAAAACUCUGAUCGUCAAAUGCGUAGAGCCAAUUGCUUUUCAGCUGGUGGGAGAAUGAAGACAAGGUCACCUUCUGUUAUAGUGAUCGGUGGUGGUUUUGCUGGAAUCUCAGCUGCUCGCACUCUUCAAGAUGCUUCCUUUCAGGUUAUGGUGCUGGAGUCUCGUGAUAGGAUUGGUGGACGAGUUCACACUGAUUACUCAUUUGGUUUUCCUGUUGAUCUUGGUGCAUCAUGGCUGCACGGAGUGUGCAAAGAGAAUCCUCUGGCACCUGUAAUUGGGAGACUAGGAUUGCCCUUGUAUCGUACUAGUGGUGACAACUCGGUCUUGUAUGAUCAUGAUCUCGAGAGCUAUGCUCUGUUUGAUAUGGAGGGCAAUCAAGUCCCUCAAGAGUUAGUAACAAAUGUUGGCAUAACUUUUGAGCAGAUUCUAGAAGAGAUCAAUAAAGUGAGGGAUGAGCAGGACGCAGACAUGUCGAUCUCUCAGGCUUUCUCAAUUGUGUUUUCAAGGAAACCUGAGUUGAGGUUAGAGGGGCUUGCACACAAUGUACUUCAGUGGUACUUAUGCCGCAUGGAAGGCUGGUUUGCAGCAGAUGCUGACACCAUCUCUGCAAAGUGUUGGGACCAGGAGGAGUUGCUUCCUGGUGGACACGGUCUUAUGGUCAGAGGUUACCGUCCUGUCAUCAACACUUUAGCCAAAGGGAUUGACAUUCGUCUAGGCCAUAGGGUUACUAAGAUCGUUAGACGGUACAAUGGAGUUAAAGUAACAACAGAGAACGGUGAAACAUUCGUUGCAGAUGCAGCAGUGAUCGCUGUUCCUCUCGGUGUCUUAAAAUCCGGAACCAUAACGUUCGAACCAAAGCUACCAGAGUGGAAACAAGAAGCAAUCAACGACCUCGGAGUAGGCAUCGAGAACAAGAUCAUCCUCCACUUCGAAAAAGUCUUCUGGCCCAAAGUAGAGUUUCUAGGCGUAGUCGCAGAAACCUCCUACGGCUGCAGCUAUUUUCUCAACCUCCACAAGGCCACAGGACACCCCGUUCUUGUCUACAUGCCGGCCGGUCAGCUCGCCAAGGACAUCGAGAAGAUGUCUGAUGAAGCGGCUGCGAAUUUCGCCUUCUUGCAGCUCCAGAGGAUUCUUCCUGACGCGUUACCUCCGGUGCAGUGUCUGGUCUCGAGGUGGGGGUCUGAUGUGAACUCGUUGGGGUCUUAUAGCUAUGAUAUCGUGGGGAAGCCUCAUGAUUUGUAUGAGAGGCUUAGGGUGCCGGUGGAUAACUUAUUCUUUGCCGGUGAAGCGACGAGCUCGAGCUUCCCUGGCUCGGUUCACGGGGCGUAUUCGACGGGUUUGAUGGCGGGGGAGGAUUGUAGGAUGCGUGUGUUGGAGAGGUAUGGGGAGUUGGAUCUGUUUCAGCCUGUGAUGGGUGAAGAAGGACCUGCCUCUGUUCCUCUUCUUAUAUCUCGUCUCUAAAUCCAUCUAUUACCAUCAUCAGUCUCUGCAACCUGUUGUGCUUUAUUCCUAUUGAUUACUAAUACAAACCUGAAGUGAUGUGUUGUCUUGCUGAGAGAAAACAGUAACUCUUCUAGUGUUGGAUUGUCUUAAAACUUCUUUCUGUGUUUUAUUCUAUAAUUUGAACACUAUAUAUUUAUAUUAAGCUCCUCUUUGAGGAUGAACCUA
This is a messenger RNA of Brassica napus (rape), 2078 nucleotides long. RefSeq names its product polyamine oxidase 2. The transcript has 7 exons. The record is from RefSeq and is a predicted model, not a curated record. Gene Ontology annotation, molecular function: polyamine oxidase activity. Gene Ontology annotation, biological process: polyamine catabolic process. The coding region runs from base 399 to 1871 and encodes 490 amino acids. Lineage: Eukaryota; Viridiplantae; Streptophyta; Magnoliopsida; Brassicales; Brassicaceae. Gene Ontology annotation, cellular component: peroxisome.